Telopea speciosissima is the source of this 1262-nucleotide messenger RNA. Its product is annotated as probable Histone-lysine N-methyltransferase ATXR5. Lineage: Eukaryota; Viridiplantae; Streptophyta; Magnoliopsida; Proteales; Proteaceae. Gene Ontology annotation, molecular function: protein binding. The transcript is spliced from 6 exons. The record is from RefSeq and is a predicted model, not a curated record. Bases 32 to 1168 code for a protein of 378 amino acids.
AUACACCUAUCAAUCAAUCAUAGGAAGAACCAUGGCUCCUUCGAACACGACGACGUCAACAUCGGAGAAGAUCUUCUCCUUCAAAGGUUCCAUUACCAAACGCACGGAGGCGACAAGAUGCCCGCCCUUAUUUCCGCCUCAUAAGAAAUAUAAGUCCUUGAAGGAGAUAAUGGAGAUGGCACCGUACGCAGUGAUUGAAAGAGAUUACAGUAAUGUCGGGUGCGAGGAGUGUGGGUCCGAUGAACGAGCUGAGGUUAUGCUUCUUUGUGAUAAAUGCGACAAGGGAUUCCAUAUGUUCUGCUUGAGACCCAUUGUUGUUCGGAUUCCCACUGGCCCUUGGUUUUGCCCUGCCUGUUCUGGCCACACUCGAUUACGAAGAUUUCCGCUGAAGCAGACAAAGAUUGUCGAUUUCUUCCAGAUUCAAAAGCGCUCUGAUACUCCUGAUAAAUGUGCUUCUCCUCAAGAUACUAGGAAGCGUAGGAAGCGUUGUAAAACGAUAGUGAUGUAUAAGAAAAGGAGGAGACUAUUGCCAUUUCAUCCGACAGAAGAUCCUAAGCGCAUGCUACAACAAAUGGCUUCCCUUGCUACUGCUUUAACAGCACUGCACAUGGAGUUCAGCAAUGACCUAACUUACAUGCCUGGCAUGGUCCCAAGGUCUGCAAAUCAGGCCAGUUUUGAGAAGGGUGGCAUGCAGGUUCUUUGUAAGGAAGACAUAGAAACCUUAGAGCAUUGCAGAGCCAUGUGCAGAAGAGGAGAAUGGCCUCCACUUGUAGUAGCCUUUGAUUCAUGCGAAGGUUACACAGUGGAGGCCGACAGUCACAUAAAAGAUAUGACAUUGAUCACAGAAUACACAGGUGACAUUGAUUACAUUAAGAACCGGGAACAUGAUGAUUGUGAUAGUAUGAUGACCCUCCUUUUAGCAGAAAACCCAUCUAAUAGUCUUGUUAUCUGCCCUGAUAAACGGGGAAACAUUGCUCGUUUCAUCAAUGGCAUCAACAACCAUACUCCGGAGGGCAUGAAGAAGCAGAAUCUUAAAUGUGUGAGGUAUAAUGUGAAUGGUGAAUGCCGUGUCCUACUGGUUGCCAUUCGUGAUAUUGCUAAGGGGGAGAGACUAUACUACAAUUACAAUGGAUAUGAGUAUGAAUAUCCAACUCACCAUUUUGUUUGAGUUUCUCUAUAACUCCAGUCAUUAUAUCAAAGGAGUCUAUGGAAUUGAUAAGAAUAAGGUAGUAUAAAUCUGGAUCAUCCACUAGGAUUGAUUU